CGACGCAACACAAAGCAGGACAGCAAAGCAUCAAUAAUGUCGACCCUCACCAGUACAGACAUGGGCGAGCUCAAGCGCCCCACCACGCGCGUGCACGCGCCUCCAGGGGGUGGUUCCAGCUGGAGCUUCGGUGAUGAUUCGACACCCGCGACUACGGGCCGCAAGCACGUCAACCAGCCGCAAAAUCUUUCCCAGCAGGAUGCCAAAAUGGAGUCUCCGCGUGCAUCGCCACCUCCGGCGCCCGUGCAGGCUCAGAACCGAAGUCAAACGCAAGUUACUUCCCCUAACGCCGAUGCAGUGGUGCGCGUGGCGCUACUCAAGACCAGCAGUGACGCCGAGCUCGUGGACGCGGCAGUGCAAAACUGUCAGACCAAGCUGCCUGAUAUUGUGAACUACGAGAUCUUCACGGUCGCAAACAUUGAGCAACUGCCCUACGCUGCCAAUAAACUAACCGAAUUUGGCGGCUUCGACAGCGUCAUUUGCUUCGGUUUCCUGAGCACGCAAGACCCUCAAUUUGCGGCGCUCAGUGCUGCGUUGACGCAAAGCCUCAUCAAGAUCAGCGUCAAGAACGUGCGCCCAGUAGUGCAAGCUGUGUUCAUCGGAGAGCCUCGUGUGGCCUCCGUGAAGGUCAGGGGCGGCUGGGGUGCCGAGUUUGCGGACGGAGUCGUGUCUUUGAUCAACUUGGGCGGGUUUGUCGGGCCCAUAUCGCACCGGGCGUCUGGAUCUCCCGUAAAGAAACACUUCGAGGUCAGUCGUGGCAACGUUCUGUCCGCUAAACUGCUCCGUGGGUCCAACACAGUGCUCCGAUCGCUCGAGAUCCUCCGAAACUCGCUGUACGAACACGGAGCUAAGGGCAUUCGAGGCUUGGGACGCAAAUUCCGCAUCAUUGACGACGAUGGCAACCGCUCAUUGAGUCUGGACGAGUUCAGUAAGGCCGUUCGUGAACAUGUUCUUGAACUGAGUGAGAAAGAAGUGGAGGAGCUGUUCCGCUUCAUCGAUACUAACAACUCUGGAGGCGUGGACUUUGAUGAGUUCCUAUUGGCUGUGCGUGGUGAACUCAACGAGCGUCGUACACAGCUCGUUCUUGCAGCUUUCAAGAUCUUAGAUGCAGACGGAAGCGGCGUCGUGGACCUGGACGACAUUAAGAUGAAGUACAGCGCUAAGCAGCACCCAGAUGUGCUGCAAGGUCGUAAGACGGAGGACAAAGUGCUGCUGGAGUUCCUGGACACAUUCGACGGUGGAGAGAAGGACGGGAAGGUCCAUCCGAGCGAGUUCGUGCGCUAUUACGCCAAUGUGAGCGCGUCUAUUGAUGACGACGACUACUUCGAAUUGGUGAUCCGUAAUGCCUGGCACAUCAGCGGCGGCGAAGGUUGGUCUGCCAAUACCACGUGUCGCCGUGUACUUGUGAAGCAUGCGGACGGAAGACACACGAUUGAGGAAGUGAAGGACGACAUUGGUAUCGCUCCUGGAAACGUGGAGGCCAUUCGCGCUAAUCUCCAGGCACAGGGUAUCAAUGAUAUUCAAUCGGUCAGCAUUACAGGCAACGUUCAAGCCGAGAGCGACGCCAACAAGCGCUCGAACGAGAGCUUCCACCCGCAAAUGGCACGGAAGAAACAACACGGUGCUGGUCAAAGCUCCAUCAUCUUCGGAUAA
This is a messenger RNA of Phytophthora infestans T30-4, 1653 nucleotides long. RefSeq names its product calcyphosin-like protein. NCBI's taxonomy places the organism in Eukaryota, Oomycota, Peronosporomycetes, Peronosporales, Peronosporaceae. Gene Ontology annotation, molecular function: calcium ion binding. The record is from RefSeq and is a predicted model, not a curated record. The transcript has a single exon. Gene Ontology annotation, cellular component: riboflavin synthase complex. Gene Ontology annotation, biological process: riboflavin biosynthetic process. Bases 61 to 1653 code for a protein of 530 amino acids.